AUGGAAGAGGAGAGGGAUUGUACUCGCGACUCGGAACUGGGAAGCUACUUCACUACCACUGAGCCAAGGGUCUCAUUCGGAUUCACUACCUCUUUCAGGUCAUUACAUACCUAUUUCUCUGCAAAUAGGUCUUACCCCAAUCGCUACCAGAAAGUUUGAAACAAAAAAGCGAUGGAAGAGUGGGGAUUGAACUUGGGACUCGAAACUGGGAAGCUAGUGCACUACCACUAGGCCAAGGGUGUCAUUCACAUGAUUUGUUGGAAAAAGUACCUCUUCCCUUCUUUAAACUGCAUUUUGGUUCCACCUUCAACGGCUGCCAGAACGCUUCCAACAAAAAAGAGAGGGAAGAGUGGGGAUUGAACUUGGGACUCAAAAUUAAGAAGCCAGUGCACUACCACUGAGCCAAGGGUGUCAUUUACGUUUACCACUGUUUUCAGCAGAUUUUGCAAAUGUAACCUUUCCCUCGACCUCCAACCACUGCCAGAAAGCUUUCAACAAAAAAGCGAUGGAAGAGUAUGGGGAUUGAACUCGCGACUCGAAACUGGGAGGCUACUGCACUACCACUGAGCCAAGGGUGUAAUUCAAAUCCACUACCCUUUUCAGCUCAUGUUUCGUUAAAAAGAUACCUCUUCCCCUGAUUAAACUGCAUUUUGGUCCUACCUCCAACCGCUGCUUAUAUUCUCAGCCUGCGAUUAACUUUCGCGGAUCUCCGGAAAAAGAUUUUCGGCUUAUCCGCCGCAAAUAUUGAAGCAUUUUGUAACAACUGAUGGGAUUUUCAACAGAAUUUACGGAAAUUCCAGAUAAAAUUAGGGAUUUUAAGCCGUCUGGUUGCGGUAUUCAGAGAAUGAAUUCGAAAAAGAUGAUUUUUGAAGAAGAUUUUUCUAAAGUGUACGACAUGCUUUUUAGGCUAGAGAAAAAAUAUUGUGAACUUGAAAAAAUUAAAAAUUAUUGGGAGACUUUAAAGAGAGCUGGAAAAAUCAUCAAAAUUAUAUAAAAUAGGUUAUUUUCAGACUUUGAAUCAUUAUUUUUCAAAAACUAGGGCAUCUUUUGAUAUAUCUAGGAAAAUUUUGGCCAAAUAUCAGAGAAUUUCAAAUUUCACACUAAAUAAGUUCCCUUGUAGGAUAUCAUUUUUAGAACCUUUUAAAACCUUUUUUAAUUUUUUGUCACAUAAAAUUCUAAAUUAUUUUCAAACCUCGCUUCCACGCACUUCAAAUCUUAAGUUUCCAUUCCAAUAAUAAAAAAAACCAACAGUUCUUUGUUUCUACAAAGAAAGAAAAAAAACGCUUCUGACGCAAAGAACGGCCUCCCCGAGGCGGAGUCGUGAGCUCAGAAAAAGUGGGCGGAGCCUGAGCCAAAUGGUUAUAAAAGGGGCCGCGUGGGGACUCUUGGCUUGAAACUAUUCAAUCCCAGAAAGUACUUUAAAUUCAUGAUUUUCGAAGUUCCCGUGGACCAUUUCCCUAUUGGAAACUUCAGUUUUGCUGUCCCUAGGCCCGAUUUUACAGCUUCGAUGGCCCAAGCGCUCAAAAUUAGGACGACGCUGGAGAAGAUGAAUGUGACAGGUUCGGUUUGAUUUUAUUAUUAUUUUUUUCGUUUUCGUUAGUUUUUUUGAAGAUGUUGAGGUUGCAUUAGAAGUCCAAAAAAAUGCUAUUCCAAAUUCUAUGAAUUUAUGGAACCCCCGACUAAUGGCUUUUUGAUUAUUCUUUUCUUUUUUUACAGUCAUUUUUAAGAACUCAAAAAUGUUCAAAGCUCAAGAGUUUUCCAUUUUUUACCUUAAAGACUUCUCAACGUCUUCAAAAUCCCAAAAGCCUUAUUUUUCAACCUUAUUAAUCCAGUCCAUUUUCAGAAUCCGAAACGCCUUCAUCCCCUCUUCAAUUCGCCUUCAAACUUCCUCCGCGAUUCUCUCCCAAACCUACAGCUUCUGCGCUCCAACGCAAGCGAACCGCAUCCAGCACAGUGA
Caenorhabditis auriculariae is the source of this 1957-nucleotide messenger RNA. The record is from the annotation of a GenBank genome assembly. Lineage: Eukaryota; Metazoa; Nematoda; Chromadorea; Rhabditida; Rhabditidae.